Messenger RNA from Papaver somniferum (opium poppy), 2374 nucleotides. RefSeq names its product ruBisCO large subunit-binding protein subunit beta, chloroplastic-like. The transcript is spliced from 14 exons. Lineage: Eukaryota; Viridiplantae; Streptophyta; Magnoliopsida; Ranunculales; Papaveraceae. Gene Ontology annotation, molecular function: ATP-dependent protein folding chaperone; ATP binding. The record is from RefSeq and is a predicted model, not a curated record. Gene Ontology annotation, biological process: protein refolding. Bases 59 to 1888 code for a protein of 609 amino acids. Gene Ontology annotation, cellular component: chloroplast stroma.
AGUAGGUGCUGUCUGUUAAUGGCUUGACAAACUGAGUCUGAGUUUUAACCAACAAACCAUGGCUGCUUCUUGUUCAUCAUAUUCACCAACACAUAUUUCUGCAGCUUAUUUCUCAAAUUCAACAAUGUCUUCAACCAAGAGACCACUUUCUUCUUCAUACAUCAGAGCAGGAGCAAAAUUGCCACCAAAAGUCCCGAAAGAGCUUCACUUCAACCAUGAUGGUUCCGCAACGAAGAAACUUCAGGCUGGAGUAGAUAUGGUGGCAGACCUUGUUGGUGUAACAUUAGGUCCUAAAGGGAGAAAUGUAGUGCUUCAGAAUAAGUAUGGAACUCCUAAAAUUGUCAAUGAUGGUGUCACUGUACUCAAGCAGAUUCAACUUGAGGACCCUUUGGAGAAUGUUGGUGCAAAAUUAGUGAGACAAGCUGGUGCAAAAACUAAUGAUCUUGCUGGUGAUGGUUCAACCACUUCUGUUGUUCUUGCUCAGGGCUUAAUUGCGGAGGGUCUUAAAGUUAUCUCAAUGGGGUUAAAUCCAAUACAAAUCUCGCGUGGAAUUAAGAAUACCGCGGAGGCGCUUGUCACUGAACUCAAAUUGAUGUCUAAAGCUGUUGAGGAUUGUGAGCUCGCAGAUGUUGCUGCGGUUAGUGCAGGAAAUGAUCACGAAGUAGGUAACAUGAUUGCAGAAGCUCUCUUAAAAGUUGGGAGGCAGGGUGUAGUGACAAUUGAACAAGGGAAAGCCACGGCAAACACCAUGGAGAUUGUAGAGGGAAUGCAAUUCGACCGUGGGUACUUAUCUGAAUACUUUGUUACUGAUCGAAGGAAGAGAACAGUGGAAUUUCAGGACUGCAAGGUACUCUUGGUCGACAAGAACAUUGUGUACCCGAGGGAGUUGUUUAAAGUACUGGAUGAUGCAGUGCAGAAAAAAUACCCGGUUCUGAUUAUUGCCGAAGGAAUUGAGCAAGGAGCUCUUGCUCCGGUAAUUAAGAACAAACUCAGGGGAGCAUUGAAGGCUGUGGCUAUAAAAGCACCGGCUUUUGGAGAAAGAAAGAGUCACUAUUUAGAUGACAUUGCUACAUUGACAGGAGCUACUGUAGUCAGAGAUGAGGUAGGAUUAGUCCUAAAGGAUGUGGGAAAGGAGGUGUUAGGAAACGCCAUUAAGGUGGUGGUAACUAAAGAUUCUACAAUGAUAGUUAGUGAUGGAAGCAACCAAUCAGCUGUCAAUACAAGGGUUUCGCAACUGCAAAAUCUUGUGCAGAACACAGAAGGAAAUUUUCAAAAGAAUAUAAUAAAUGAAAGAAUAGCUCGGCUAAGUGGUGGAAUGGCAAUUAUACAGGUUGGAGCACAAACAGUGGUAGAACUAAAAGAUAAAGAACUUAGGAUAGAAGACGCUCUGAAUGCAACCAAGGCAGCCAUUGAAGAAGGUGUUGUGGUUGGUGGUGGCUGUUGCAUGUUGAGGUUGUCUCAAAAAAUCGACGAUAUCAAGAAAAAAUUGGAGAAUGACGAGCAAAAGAUUGGAGCUGACAUCUUCAAAAGGGCUUUAACAUAUCCAACAAGACUGAUAGCUAAGAAUGCUGGCAUGAACGGCAGCAUUGUCAUAGAGAAGGUUCUAUCUAAUGAUGAUUAUAGAUAUGGGUACAAUGCUGCAAAAGAUCGUUAUGAGGAUUUGAUGGCAGCAGGAAUUAUAGAUCCAUCAAAGGUAGUAAGAUGUUGUUUGGAGCAUGCAGCCUCAGUUGCACACACGUUUCUGACAUCCGAUUUAGUGGUUGUUGAAAUUGAAGAAUUAAUUCCCCGUAUGCCACGGAUGAGAACACCAAUGCCCACCUCAGGUAUUCCGACGCGGAUGAGAAAACCAAUGCCCACCUCAGGUGUUGGACCUGUUGGAUUAGAGUAAUGUGGUGUCAGCUUACUCAAUUGAGAAAUAUGAACUUUCACUUCAUUACCUGAGCUUGCAACUGCAAAGGGACCAUGGAGGCAAAAAUGGUAUUGCAACCAAAACAUUGACUUUCCUCGGUCUGUCUCUUUCAAGCAUUCUGCUGUCAUGCCAGCUGAAUCAAUUGUCUGUAGAUAAAAAGAUCAGUCACCAUUUGGUUUUACUUAACGAAGAAGUUAUUCGACCACAGAAGGAAAAGAUAGUUUGACAUGGUUAAACUCCACAUGAUAAUUUUGAGGCCCUUUUUUUAUUUAUUUUUAUUUUUUUAUUUUUUUUAUUUUUUUUUUAUAAACUUUUAACCCAAGAAAUUGUACAAUUGGAUUAUCACUUUAACCGAGUUGGAAAUUUUGCAAUCCGAAAAUGGGUCAUAUGACCACAACCCAUAAAAUGUGGGAGCAAUGGACUUGUAAAAUAUAGGUCCGAGUGGAAAAGACAUGGAAAAUAUUA